UCUCAAUUGUUCAUUUCUCAUCACCAUUCUUACUAUCAAAAACACUUUUGCUCCCUUUUUUCAUCUUUUCAUUUUCUUCACAUCUUAUUAGUUUCAAUUUUAAUUUCAAAAAAUGGCCACUGUUGAGGUUCAAUCCACACCAGCAACAGAAGUAGGAACUGUUCCAGCUGAAAUCGAGGCGAAAAUCACACCAGAGGCAAUCAAAAUUGAGGAAGUAGCCCCAGUUGCAGAAGAAACCGCUUUAGUUGAAGAAAAAGCGGUCCCUACUGUGGAAGAUACUGUGAUCGAACCAGCACCAGCACCAGCACCCGAAGAAGAGAAAUCAGCCCCAGCUGUUGAGGAAGCAGUGGCUGAAGAAAAAACAGAGGACUCUGUUUUAACAGAGGAAACAGUGACUGCAGAGCCAGAAGUUGUUGAUGAUGAAAAAGUUGAAGUGAAGACUGAGGCAAAAGAAGAAGAGGAAAAAGUUGUUGAUGCAUCAGCUGUUGAACAAGUUGAGAAGACUGAAGAGUAAAACUGAUUUUGACUCUUUUUAUGAUGAAAAAGGAUGGUGAAUAAUGUGGGGUGGGGGAUGGGGGGUGCGGGGGGGGGGGUGAUGUUUUAAUAUUUUAAGUUAAGGUUUUAUAUAUUUAUUAUUAGUAGUAUUUAGUAUGAUAACUAGAAUGAAGGAAUAUGUUUGUUGUAAUGCAUAUAUCCUUGUGUCUUUGGUCUAUGGUUUGUGGUUUGGGGGUGGGGGUGUUGAGUCUAUCUUUGAAUAAUAAAAGGAUUAGUAUAUCUUUUUGCCUAUUUAUGUUUUUUCUUCUCUUUUCUUUCUAAUAAACGGUGAUAUCCAGACCAACUUGUUUUA
This is a messenger RNA of Solanum stenotomum, 847 nucleotides long. Its product is annotated as induced stolen tip protein TUB8. Lineage: Eukaryota; Viridiplantae; Streptophyta; Magnoliopsida; Solanales; Solanaceae. The record is from RefSeq and is a predicted model, not a curated record. The transcript has 3 exons. The coding region runs from base 113 to 514 and encodes 133 amino acids.